AUGGCACUCCUUACUCUACCCCCAGAACUUUACUUUGAACUUGCUGCUUUCCUCGAGGCGAAAGACCUUUUCAAGUUGCUUCACACUAGCAAGCAAGUCUACCCUAUCAUCGAAUACAUUUUAUACUAUCGGGAUACAAAAAGCAACAGCCCAGUUAGCCUCCUCUGGGCGGUAAGAAAGGGAAUGAUAAACACGGCCAGGAAAGCCCUCCGUGCUCUGGGGUGUGAGCGUAUUUCCCACGACCUACAGUCUAAAUACACAAUCGGAUUGAUACUAAACGAAGCUCUUUGCCUCGCGGCAUCGGGGGGACACACACAUAUCGUUCAACUCAUUCUCGACGAGGGCGCUGAUGCUAGUGCACAAAGAGGAGGGCGCGCAACAGCUCUACAACUAGCAGUAUUGCAUCGCCACAAGGAGAUUAUCAACCUUAUCCUCGCUGCCUCUAGUUAG
Molecule: messenger RNA, 450 nt
Organism: Fusarium odoratissimum NRRL 54006
Lineage: Eukaryota; Fungi; Ascomycota; Sordariomycetes; Hypocreales; Nectriaceae
Exons: 1
Coding region: 1-450 (149 amino acids)
Molecular function (GO): protein binding
Source: RefSeq, a predicted model, not a curated record